GAGGAAUACACGAGUGCAUCGGUUCAAAGUUUGUGCGCAAGCGUAGUACGUGCUUCAUGUGAAAUCUCUGUUUCUCAACAUCUCUUUCCAUAAUUUUGCUCGUAAUUCAUCUUAAAAGAGAGUUUAAAUUAUGCUUUCAAAAGCAAUAAAUUCGUCCAUAGUUCGUUCUUUGGCUAGAACCUCAUUAAGGGGUUGUGUUAAUAAUGUGAAGCCUAGUGUCAGACAUCUUAACACAACGACCAGAUGUCUUGCUGGUCCCGGUACAGCGGAAGUGUCCUCUAUUCUUGAAGAAAGGAUAAUAGGCACUACAACUAAAGCUGAACUUGAAGAAACGGGUCGAGUACUGUCAAUUGGUGAUGGUAUUGCCCGUGUUUAUGGCUUAAACAAAAUUCAGGCGGAUGAAAUGGUGGAAUUCUCCAGUGGUUUGAAGGGUAUGGCACUCAACUUGGAACCUGAUAAUGUUGGUGUUGUCGUAUUCGGAAAUGACAAACUGAUCAAAGAAGGAGAUGUCGUGAAAAGGACUGGUGCCAUCGUGGAUGUCCCAGUUGGAGAGGAUAUCUUAGGACGUGUUGUUGAUGCCUUGGGUAAUCCUAUUGAUGGCAAGGGGCCCAUAAAUUGUACAGAAAGAGCUCGUGUAGGAAUAAAGGCUCCCGGUAUCAUCCCACGUAUAUCUGUGAGAGAUCCAAUGCAGACUGGGAUAAAGGCUGUUGAUAGCUUGGUUCCCAUUGGACGUGGCCAGCGUGAAUUGAUUAUUGGAGAUAAGCAAACUGGGAAAACUGCUAUUGCGAUCGACACAAUUAUCAACCAGAAGAGGUUCAAUGAUGGUGCUAAUGAAAAGGAGAAAUUGUAUUGUGUAUAUGUUGCUAUCGGGCAGAAAAGAAGCACAGUUGCGCAGAUCAUGAAAAGAUUAGACAAUGCUGAUGCAUUAAAGUACACCAUCAUUGUGAGUGCAACUGCAUCAGACGCUGCACCACUGCAGUACUUGGCUCCAUAUUCUGGCUGUGCUAUGGGAGAAUUUUUCAGAGAUAAUGGCAAGCAUGCUCUCAUAAUCUAUGAUGAUUUAUCAAAACAGGCUGUAGCCUACCGUCAGAUGUCCCUUUUGUUGCGUCGUCCACCUGGUCGCGAGGCUUAUCCCGGUGACGUUUUCUAUUUGCAUUCACGUCUUCUUGAGAGAGCCGCGAAGAUGAAUGAAACUUUUGGUGGUGGAUCACUGACUGCCUUGCCCGUCAUUGAAACUCAGGCAGGCGAUGUGUCAUCAUAUAUUCCAACAAAUGUCAUCUCAAUCACAGAUGGUCAGAUUUUCUUGGAAACGGAGCUUUUCUUUAAGGGUAUCCGUCCUGCCAUCAAUGUUGGCUUGUCUGUCAGCCGUGUUGGCUCGGCUGCCCAGACAAAAGCCAUGAAACAGGUUGCUGGCACUAUGAAGCUGGAGCUUGCUCAAUAUCGCGAGGUUGCUGCUUUCGCACAAUUCGGCUCUGAUUUGGAUGCUUCCACCCAAGCUCUUUUGAAUAGAGGUGUUAGACUGACAGAACUUUUGAAGCAAGGGCAAUAUGCUCCUAUGGCAAUUGAGGAACAGGUGGCUGUUAUUUAUGCUGGUGUACGAGGUCACCUAGAUAAAAUUGAUCCUUCCAAAAUCACCGAUUUUGAAGUGGCAUUCCUUAAACACAUUCGUGAUACCCAGCAAGACUUACUAAAGAAGAUUCAAGUUGAUGGUCAACUAACACCAGAAAGCGAUGAAAAAUUGAAGAGUGUAGUAACAAGUUUCCUACAAACAUUUGAAUAGGAAGAUUUGCUUAUGAAAGUUGCUCCACUUAGUUUACAUGUUACCCUUCCAUUAAGAGGAUUAUUGUAAUUAAAAGGAAACUAAUUUUAUACCACAA
Messenger RNA from Xenia sp. Carnegie-2017, 1877 nucleotides. Its product is annotated as ATP synthase subunit alpha, mitochondrial-like. Gene Ontology annotation, molecular function: proton-transporting ATP synthase activity, rotational mechanism; ATP binding; ADP binding. The transcript has 10 exons. Bases 131 to 1780 code for a protein of 549 amino acids. Lineage: Eukaryota; Metazoa; Cnidaria; Anthozoa; Malacalcyonacea; Xeniidae. The record is from RefSeq and is a predicted model, not a curated record. Gene Ontology annotation, biological process: proton transmembrane transport; proton motive force-driven ATP synthesis.